AUGUGGGGUAUAAAUAGAGAAGGAAUUUUAAAUUUUAUCCACAGGGCGAGAGACUUCUCAGCCAUAUACAAAUACAUUGUUCGGUCUGGAAACACUCAGCCUUGUGGGUCAGUCCGAAACAAAAUCACCUGUGGCCAGAUUGGUUGGCUACGUGUUCGGUGUGGGGGCCAGCCGGCUUGUGGCCCCCUUGUUCCUUAAGUUCUUCCUUCAUCCAUCACUUCAUCAAUCCUAUAAUUCAGGACUAAAAUUAAAAAAAUAUCCCGUCAGAAAAAAAUGAAAAAAGUAUAA
Nematocida parisii ERTm1 is the source of this 288-nucleotide messenger RNA. RefSeq lists its product as uncharacterized. Bases 1 to 198 code for a protein of 65 amino acids. The record is from RefSeq and is a predicted model, not a curated record. NCBI's taxonomy places the organism in Eukaryota, Fungi, Microsporidia. The transcript has a single exon.